AUGGGUCUGCCAUCGAAGGACGGACUUCGAGCUAUGAAGGUUGAAGAAAAGAAAGAAGCAAGAGGGGAACCUCCGAGCUACCUGAAAUGGAUGUGCAUCACUUCAUCCAUCACCGGGGACUUCCCCCUAACCGAAAUGUUGCAUGGCCAUCCCAAGUUUCGUUGGUUCGCAUUUCCGACCUUCAUGUUUUUCUUCAGGCUCUUCUUGGGUGGCAUUCUCGGCUUCUACUGGGUUGUUACAGUGGGAGAACCAGCGGUGCAAAUCAAUAGAGUUCCGGAGAAGGGACUCGGCAAUUAUAGUGACUCAAAUCAUCCCCAAGAAAUGAUGACUACUCUCAUGGUGCAUAGAUCCAAAACGGCCUUGAUUGUUCUCUUCAUCGUAAUGGGGAGUUUCUCUGCACUCGCAUACGGUACAAUAAUUGUCAACUUUCUGAAGGGGGAAAGCAUCCAGGUCGUCUUCGUGGAAAGCCGCCAGAUUCUGGUCGACACAGGGUUGGAUUUGAACUCAAAGAAGAUUUUCUUGGCUUAUUUCCUUCCGUGGUUCGCCUCGGUUUUUUCUACUGUUACAAUUAACGUCCUUUUCAUGCUGGCUGGGUACAGUAGCUUCUUCGUGACGAUCAGCGUUAUAGCCGGGGUGUAUCAGAUUCAUUCUAUCGUCUUUCCGCCUUUUCUCUGUCUCUACUUCUGCUCUGUGGUCGCCGAGGCAUAUCGCUCGUUGACGGCUGCCAUCUCCGACCCUCGAGUCACCCAAAAGGAUGUCGACGUGAACCUAUGGGACAAGAGGCUGAAGGAGUUCGUCCGACUCCUCAGUUCCGCACUAGGAAUUCAAGCCCUUUUUGCUCUCGUCGCUACCAUCAUUUCGACCACCGCCAGUCUUUUCAUGGUCCUCAUCGAAAUGGAUUUCAAACAAAGCGGCCUGGAGAUCGCACUCUCUCUUUCCCUUUUCUUCAUCGCCACUCUCGCCAGCUGGAAUUCUACAGCGGUUUUUCUUCUGGCUGCUCAUCAGAUCAGGAAGGAAGAGGCAUUUUCCAUGAAGAAGAUUCUUCAGUCGGAUGGAGCCAUACUCACUGGAUCCGGCUUUGUUCGCCUUGGAUACCCUGUUUACUAUGAUAUAAUUCGCCAUGUCAUAAUGUUCACCAUCAUCUUCCUGCAGUUCAGAUCCAGUGAGCAUUGACCACACGGGA
Molecule: messenger RNA, 1183 nt
Organism: Darwinula stevensoni
Lineage: Eukaryota; Metazoa; Arthropoda; Ostracoda; Podocopida; Darwinulidae
Source: the annotation of a GenBank genome assembly